CCUGGGGUCCGGUUCUUCUGAACGUGAGUCAUGUGACCUCGGAGCGGAGGCUGUCCAUGGCUGAUAUGUACGGGUGGAGGAUGCGCAGACGUGUCUGACACCCUCAGGGAGAUGGUGACUGUGCCACCAUAAACCAUGCCAGGAAAGCUGAAGGUCAAGAUAGUGGCGGGACGCCACUUACCGGUGAUGGACCGCGCCAGUGACCUGACCGAUGCCUUUGUUGAGGUGAAGUUUGCAAACACCACUUUUAAGACAGAUGUGUACCCCAAGUCCCUCAAUCCACAGUGGAACUCGGAAUGGUUCAAGUUUGAGGUUGAUGAUGAGGAUUUGCAGGAUGAGCCUUUACAGAUCACGGUACUGGAUCACGACACGUACAGUGCCAAUGACGCCAUUGGGAAGGUGUACAUAGACAUAGACCCUCUAUUGUACACCGAGGCUGCUACUGUCAUCUCCGGAUGGUUUCCAAUCUAUGACACCAUACAUGGGAUUCGUGGUGAGAUCAGCGUGGUGGUGAAAGUCGAUCUGUUCAACGACCUAAAUCGCUUUAGACAGUCUUCAUGUGGAGUCAAGUUCUUCUGCACCACGUCCAUUCCUAAGUCAUACCGUGCAGUCGUAAUCCAUGGCUUUGUAGAAGAACUGGUGGUGAAUGAGGAUCCAGAAUAUCAGUGGAUUGAUCGAAUCCGGACUCCAAGAGCUUCCAAUGAGGCUCGACAGCGGUUGAUUUCCCUGAUGUCCGGCGAGCUGCAGAGGAAGAUCGGCCUAAAGGUACUGGAGAUGCGAGGCAAUGCCGUGGUUGGCUAUCUACAGUGCUUUGAUCUGGAGGGAGAGUCUGGUCUAGUGGUUCGGGCCAUUGGAACCGCGUGUACUCUGGAUAAACUAACCAACUUGACUCCGUUCCCUCCUGCCUGCCACUCCCCAUGUAAAGAUCUGAAGGAGACCCCCUUCAAUGAAGAGCUUAUCCCCAAUAUUCACUCAUCCGGACCCUCCACCCCUCUGAAAAACCAAACUUAUUCCUUUUCACCUUCCAAGUCCUACAGCCGACAGUCCUCUUCUUCAGACACAGAUUUGAGUUUGACACCUAAAACUGCUCUAAUUCCAAAGGGUCCUCGAUUUUUCAUCUCCCCCAGCUCCCCUUCUCUUACUUUUGAGUCCCCGAGCCUCAGACAUCCCAAUAGUCUUCUCCUGGCCUAUAGCGUCUCCCUACCACACACUAGUCAUGACAGCCCACGCCUGAGGAAAUCUGUAUCGUUCAGCGAUGAGCUGCUUCUGACAGCUGGUAUGGGGAGUGGAAGUGCAGGAAGAGAAGGUGGUACCUUUAAAACUCUACUGAGGCAGCAGACACAGGUGGCACUGGAGCAGCGGGAAUUCCCUUUUUUCACUCUGACUGCAUUUCCUGUGGGCUUCCUCGUCCAUGUCGCUGGUGUGGUCAGCGCUCGAUCUGUGAAACUUCUGGAUCGGAUUCACAAUCCGGAUGACCCAGAAACGAGAGAUGCCUGGUGGGCCGAGAUCCGGCAGGAGAUAAAAUCUCACGCCAAAGCGCUGGGCUGCCAUGCUGUUGUAGGCUACAGUGAGUCCACUAGCAUUUGUGAAGAAGUCUGCAUCCUGUCCGCCUCGGGCACAGCCGCUGUACUGAACCCCCGAUUCUUGCAGGAAGCUGCCAGCGAAUGCUGUUUGGAACAAAGGUUGUCGUCGCAGCCCGGCUUCUUUGUAGGGUCAGACAAGGGAGAGUUUGAUUUUAUCCUUCAGAGCAAGGAUAGUGGCGCUCGUCUAGGGACGGAAGAGUCGCCGCUGCCACCAUGCAGUUUCUGUCACAUCCCCUAUGACGAGCUGAACAUGCCAUUUCCCGCUCACCUCACCUUCUGUUACAGCUGCCGCAAGCAGAAGGUUCCCGAUGUCCUGUUCACUACCAUAGAUUUGCCGGCUGAUACUCCAGUAGUGGGAAAAGGCUGUCUAAUUCAGGCGAGGUUGUGUCGUCUAAAGAAGAAGGCGCAAGCAGAGGCAAAUGCCACCACCAUCAGUAACCUGCUGCCCUUCAUGGAGUACGAGCUGCACACCCAGCUUAUGAACAAGCUGAAGCUGAAGGGGAUGAACGCCCUGUUCGGCCUGAGGAUUCAGAUCACAGUCGGGGAGAACAUGCUGCUGGGACUGGCGUCUGCCACAGGGGUGUAUCUGGCCUCAUUACCAACCCCUGGGGGGAUCCAGAUUUCCGGUAAGACUCCCAACGAAGGACCAUACGAGCAACAUCUUUCCCACAUGCAGAAGAAGAUCAAUGAAACCAUUGCCAAAAACAAGGAACUUUAUGAAGUCAACCCCCCGGAAUUACUGGAAGAGAUUAUUGGGUCUCCUAUCCCGGAGCCACGGCAGAGAACAAGGCUGCUCCGCUCUCAUUCUGAAAGCUCCGAUGAGGUUCUGGAACUUGAUCUCUCUCAUGGUAAAAAGGAUGCCUUUGUCCUGGAGAUUGAUGACACUGAUGCUGUGGAAGAUGUCCACUCACUCCUGACAGAUGUCCCACCCCCUCCAGGAUUCUACAGCUGCAACACCGAAAUCAUGCCUGGGAUCAACAACUGGACCUCAGAUAUCCAGAUGUUCACAUCUGUCCGCGUCAUAAGACUUCCCAACGUAAACCUGACCAACCAGACCUUGAACAAAAACUUCAACGACAUGUGUGAGAACCACCUGAAGAGUCUGUACUUUAAGCUGCGUUCCAUGAUCCCAUGCUGCCUCUGUCACGUCAAUUUCACGGUCGCUGUGCCGGAGGACGAGUCCAUACAGGUCGCGGUCACUGCAGUGGCAAUUACCUUUGACAAGCAAGAUGCUUUACAGACCAGUAAAAACAAGGCAGAACUUCCGCUACCGCGAGUUUCUGCAGACACAGAGGAGCUUCUCCAGUUCUCUUUAGAAUUAUCAUCAGAGUCUCCCGGAAUGCAACCCUUCUCUCCAGCUAAAGAUCUCCAGGAGAAGACAGGAUCUCCAGCCAGUGCACCUCAGAGAGCCUCUGCCGUUGAUUACGGUUCCUUUGCAGACAGAUGCAGCAGCUGGAUAGAGCACAUUAAAAUGAGGGCUCAGACCAUAAGACGCGGAUCAGUAAAAACAAUUACGUCUCUGGAUAAGGCAAGUCCAUUGGGUGAGGGUCACUUGAAAAACCGCUUCGGUGCUGCUCUUGGUAGUCCAACCGUUACCGUAGUCAAGAUGACUCCUCUUUCCUUUAUACCAAGGGCCAAAAUAACCAAAUAUCUUGGUAUUAUCAACAUGUUUUUCAUACGAGAAACAACGUCAUUGCGUGAGGAAGGAGGAGUGAGCGGAUUCCUCCAUGCCUUUAUAUGUGAAGUAUUCGCUAUGGUCCGUGCCCAUGUUGCUGCUUUAGGGGGGAACGCUGUGGUGUCGUACAUUAUGAAGCAAUGCGUCUUUAUGGAAAACACAAAUAAGAACCAGGCACAAUGCCUCAUUAAUAUCAGUGGAGACGCAGUUAUCUUCACACGGGAUUUAGAUAUGGACAUGACCAACUCUGCAACACACCAGCACUCCAGUCAGACGUCUGCAGGAGAAGGAACGUGAGGGUGGAGUGGGCGAUUCUGAUCUGCAGGAAGCCGUGCCAUUUAUUGUGUUUUAUUCUGCAUCAUUUCUGUUACUUUUUGAUAUCCAGAUAAUUGGUGUAGAACAUGCGCUAAUUCCACCAUCCACUGAGCUCCGCCAUCGGCCACUGAAAUCCAUCAGCCAUUUUACCACCUCAGGUUGGGUAGCAAGCCUUUAUUGGUCUUGUCUGCUUGGAGGAGCGCCCAAGAUCUGCAUAUCUCCAUGUGGAAGGAGAUGACAAAUCGGUUUUCCAGUGGGACUAGCAUUCCAAUUCCAAGCAUGCCUCUGGAUGGUAUGGCUUUGUAGUCUCUCAGUCUGUCAUCUCCUGCACGAGUUUAUAAAAAGAUUAACCACAAAAACAAAAGACUGACUACUCGUAUGAAAGCAAACAUCUGCCUGGCCGCAAUGUCACCUGAUUUUCUGACUCCUCUUCUAAUUGCAUCUGAAGGGCUCAUUCACUGACAUGAAACAGUGGCCUGGUUACAGACCCGUCUGAAUCCGUAAAGCUUCUCCCUAUAGCCCUGCUAAAGCCAUUGUAUUAUAAAUGCUAAUGGCAGCUUCUCUUAUGUACUGACUGAACAGUUGGGGGUUAUGGAGACCCCAGGACAACUGCGAAGAAGGAGGGUGAUGGAAACGGGUCAUCUGUAUAUUUUCCACCACGCUGCCAACUGAUCAAAUACUGCAUGAGGUUAUAAAUUUACAGUGGACCGCAGGGGGCACGGCCCAAGCAGUAAUCUACAUCCCUGCAGUCUCUAAGGCUCUGGACCCUCACUAGGAAUCAUCAGCUUUAUGUACCAUCUUCUCUUUAAAUUAUAUCUAUUUUUGAUACUUUUAUUGAAAUAGUUUUAUGUUGCAACGACUGACCCAUCGGGAGGGGUCGACCGCUGCAUGGGAUGCAAAUCUCACAAUGGAAAGACUUGAAUGUAAAUAUGAAAUAAAUCAUGAUAAAAAAACUUCUCCACUC
Messenger RNA from Bufo gargarizans (Asiatic toad), 4537 nucleotides. It is a transcript of the gene C2CD5, whose product is annotated as C2 calcium dependent domain containing 5. The coding region runs from base 136 to 3555 and encodes 1139 amino acids. The transcript is spliced from 28 exons. Gene Ontology annotation, molecular function: calcium-dependent phospholipid binding; calcium ion binding. Gene Ontology annotation, cellular component: plasma membrane. The record is from RefSeq and is a predicted model, not a curated record. Gene Ontology annotation, biological process: positive regulation of vesicle fusion; intracellular protein transmembrane transport; positive regulation of D-glucose transmembrane transport. NCBI's taxonomy places the organism in Eukaryota, Metazoa, Chordata, Amphibia, Anura, Bufonidae.